GCCCAGGCUGGAGUGCAGUGGCCGGACCUCAGCUCACUGCAAGCUCCGCCUCCCGGGUUUACGCCAUUCUCCUGCCUCAGCCUCCCGAGUAGCUGGGACUACAGGCAUGCACCACCGUAUCUAGCUAAUUUUCUAUUUUUAGUAGAGAUGGGAUUUCACCAUGUUGGCCAGGCUGGUCUCAAACUCCUGACCUCAAGUAAUCUGCCUGCCUCAGCUAUCACCUCCCUGAGGGAACAUAUUUUAUUCCUGUUAAUAUCACCAGUGCCUGACAGUCCCCUGAUCCCAGAAGAUGCUGGAAAAGUGCUGACAGUGACAGCCGACAGAGAUUAA
Messenger RNA from Rhinopithecus roxellana (golden snub-nosed monkey), 330 nucleotides. Its product is annotated as protein GVQW1-like. The transcript has 3 exons. The record is from RefSeq and is a predicted model, not a curated record. The annotation marks the transcript as partial. NCBI's taxonomy places the organism in Eukaryota, Metazoa, Chordata, Mammalia, Primates, Cercopithecidae.